Messenger RNA from Lycium barbarum (goji berry), 612 nucleotides. RefSeq lists its product as uncharacterized. The record is from RefSeq and is a predicted model, not a curated record. The coding region runs from base 1 to 612 and encodes 203 amino acids. The transcript has a single exon. Lineage: Eukaryota; Viridiplantae; Streptophyta; Magnoliopsida; Solanales; Solanaceae.
AUGGUGAGACAGGACCUUAAGAAGAAGUUCAAAAUGAAAGACUUAGGAGAACUUAAAUUCUUCUUUGGUAUUGAGUUUUCUAGAUCCAAAGAUGGCAUACUGAUGAAUCAGAGGAAAUAUGCACUUGAGUUAGUUGCUAAGAUAGGAUUAGCUGGUAGCAAACCAGUAGCCACACCGCUAGAGUUCAAUCAUAAACUUACAUAUGUAGAGUUUGAUAAGUUUGUUCAGAAUGAUUCUCCUGUGGUUGAUGAAUUACUUGAAGAUAGGAGCAAGUAUCAAAGGGUAGUUGGGAGACUAUUGUAUUUGACCAUGACGAGGCCUAACAUUUCCUUUGUAGUUCAGGUGUUAAGCGAACAUAUGCAUGCACCAAAGCAGUCUCAUAUGGAUGCAGCAGUAAGAGUCAUCAAAUACAUCAAAGGAACAACAGGGUUUGGCUUGUUCAUGCCAGCAGUACAGACAAAUCAGUUACUAGCCUAUUGUGACUCUGAUUGGGGUGCAUAUAUGGAAACAAGAAAGUCUGUUACUGGGUACAUUGUCAAGCUUGGCAAUGCUAUUGUAUCAUUAAAGUCAAAGAAGCAAAGUACAGUGUCCAGGAGCUCAGCUGAAUCAUAA